UUUCACAUCAACUCAUAUAGAGAUCAUAGUAGUGAAAGAAAAUGUUAGGCCUUGGAACAUAUGGUUAUACUGCCCCUAUGGCCAGGAAGACUGUCGUGGGCUAUGAAGCUCCCGAUGGGGUUGAUAUCAGGGGCCGAUAUGAUGAAGAACUUGCAAAGAUUUUGACUAAGGAUGCCCUGCAGUUUGUGGCUGAUCUGCAGAGGGAGUUUCGGAGUCAAAUUAAGUAUGCAAUGGAGUGUAGGAGGGAGGCGAAGAGGCGGUACAAUGAGGGGGCGCUGCCGGGUUUCGAUCCGGCUACAAGGUAUGUGAGGGAAGGUGACUGGGUGUGUGCGCCUGUGCCACCGGCUGUCGCUGAUCGGAAGGUGGAGAUUACCGGUCCCGUGGAAAGGAAGAUGAUCAUCAAUGCUCUCAACUCCGGUGCUAAAGUUUUCAUGGCUGAUUUUGAAGAUGCGCUCUCACCAAGUUGGGAGAAUCUGAUGAGAGGGCAAGUUAACUUGAAGGAUGCUGUGGACGGGACUAUAAGCUUCCAUGACCAGGCCAGGAACCGGGUUUACAGGCUCAAUGACCAGACAGCCCAGCUUUUUGUCCGCCCGCGAGGUUGGCAUCUGCCUGAGGCUCAUAUUCUCAUUGAUGGCGAGCCUGCAACAGGUUGCCUUGUGGAUUUUGGCCUCUACUUCUUCCAUAACUACGCAACCUUCCGCCGGAGACAGGGUGAAGGGUUUGGGCCUUUUUUCUACCUCCCUAAAAUGGAGCACUCAAGGGAAGCUAAAAUAUGGAACUGUGUGUUUGAGAGGGCAGAGAAAAUGGCUGGAAUAGAAAGAGGAAGCAUCAGGGCCACAGUCCUAAUAGAAACACUACCAGCUGUUUUUCAAAUGGAUGAAAUCCUCUAUGAGCUCAGAGAUCACUCUGUUGGUUUGAAUUGUGGCAGAUGGGAUUACAUUUUCAGCUAUGUCAAAACCUUCCAGGGUCACUCUGAUCGGUUGCUUCCGGACAGGGUUCAGGUUGGGAUGACUCAACACUUCAUGAAGAGCUACUCUGAUCUUCUCAUUAGGACGUGCCACAGGCGCGGAGCCCAUGCAAUGGGCGGCAUGGCGGCUCAGAUUCCAAUUAGAGAUGACCCGGCAGCAAAUGAGGCAGCUCUUGAUCUGGUGAGGAAGGACAAGCAGAGAGAAGUGAGGGCAGGGCAUGAUGGAACGUGGGCAGCCCACCCUGGGCUCAUUCCGGCCUGCAUGGAAGUCUUCAACAACAACAUGGGCAAUGCAGCGAAUCAGAUCCAAACCAUGAAGCGGGAGGAUGCAGCAAACAUAACCGAAGAGGACCUCAUACAGAGGCCUAGAGGGGUCCGAACCAUGGAGGGCCUGCGCCUAAACACCCGGGUCGGGAUCCAGUACUUGGCCGCAUGGCUCACUGGAACUGGCUCAGUGCCUCUUUACAACCUUAUGGAGGAUGCCGCCACAGCUGAGAUCAGCAGGGUUCAGAACUGGCAGUGGCUGAAAUACGGAGUGGAAUUGGAUGGAGAUGGGCUUGGAGUGAAGGUGAGUUUAGACCUUUUCGGGCGAGUAGUGGAAGAGGAGAUGGCCAGGAUUGAGAGAGAGGUUGGGCGUGAGAAGUUCAAGAAGGGAAUGUACAAGGAGGCCUGCAAGAUCUUCACCAGGCAAUGCACAACCCCAACUCUAGAUGAUUUUCUGACUCUAGAUGCAUAUAACCAUAUCGUCACACACCACCCUAAGCCAUCAUCUAGACUCUGAAAGACUUCAUGACUUCAUGGUUCCUUGCUGUUAUUAUCUGGUUUGAUUUUCAGCUUUGCGUUCAUCUUCUGUUACUACUACUGUUGCCAAUAAAAGAAUAACUGAUCAUUUCUGAUGA
Molecule: messenger RNA, 1866 nt
Organism: Vitis riparia (riverbank grape)
Lineage: Eukaryota; Viridiplantae; Streptophyta; Magnoliopsida; Vitales; Vitaceae
Product: malate synthase, glyoxysomal
Exons: 4
Coding region: 42-1748 (568 amino acids)
Biological process (GO): glyoxylate cycle
Cellular component (GO): cytoplasm
Molecular function (GO): malate synthase activity
Source: RefSeq, a predicted model, not a curated record